[Torrubiella] hemipterigena is the source of this 2674-nucleotide messenger RNA. The record is from the annotation of a GenBank genome assembly. NCBI's taxonomy places the organism in Eukaryota, Fungi, Ascomycota, Sordariomycetes, Hypocreales, Clavicipitaceae.
AUCGCAUCCGUCCGCCACCACCUCAAAAACAAAAUUAUCCAAUAAUUCGACGGCCGCAAUAGCAUGACGCCGGCCAAAACAGACAGGCCCCCCCUUCGGACACCAGUAUCAGGUUACUCUCUCUUUCUCUCGCUCCAACCUCCAGAAUUAGUUGCAGACACACAUUCAACCACCCACCCCCUGCAGACUACCCCGCCCAUUUCUCCCCAAAUCCUCUACUAUUCCGAAAUUAGCUUUCGCGAAAGCAAACAGCCAAUCCCACGCUAACGUGGUCCAAACAAGUUCGCUAGUGGUCCUUCUUCGUCUCCUCUUCCCCUCGGCCUCGCCGCAAUCUCUCGACAACUCUCACUCAUUAGACCAAAGCUAGCUUGCGCAGACAGCCGUCGUUUAAUCCACACCACCCAUCAGCCAAGACGCAUUUCUUUUACCACAGCAUUCCAUAGCUGGGUCCAUCGUUUCAGUUCUCACUGGUUUCUGCCCCUGGCGCCAAUACUUCUGUCAAAGGCCUGCGGCUGACUGCAGGAAUUAACCCGGACAGUCUCACAGCCGUUCCAUGCCCUGUGCUCUGAUUUGCCCUGCCAUCUAACCGUUCUUCUCCAUCUUCCGCCAGCUCUUCUGUUACAUUGCCGUUCUUGGACCCUUUGACUGUCUCCUGCCCGUCCGUCUGUCCGUUUAUAAUUCCCCAUCGCCACGUGGUGGCUCGCUUCUCCUGCAUCAAGCUACCACCUUUUGUUUAUCUCACGCCCCCAAAUCCCCAUCUGCCACGCUUUCCAUCUUCAUCUCUAUUUUUUUUUCUUUUAGUUCAUCUGUGGCUUGAGCCUCUUUUCUUUUUUCUUUUGCUAUUUACGAAGAGACGAUACAGAUUUUCAAACACUAGCGACUAUCGUGUCGCACCAAGCAGCGCCAUGGAUAUCGAGAUGCGCAACGUCGACUUCGCCGAGUCGAAAGUCGGCCACAAUGGCGGCACUCUUGGGUCGCAAGAGAAUAUCGACGCUACAAUCCUCGCCCGGAUGGGUAAAAAGCAAGUUCUCAAGAGAAACUUUGGCUUCUUGUCCAUGUUGAGCUUCAGCUGCACGAUUCUCGCCACGUGGGAAGGCGUUCUCAUUCUCUUUGCCACUGGCUUUACAAAUGGUGGUCCGGCUGGCCUAGUCUACCAAUUCCUGCUUUGUUGGGGAGGCACCUUUUGUACAUUUGUCUCCAUUGGUGAGCUUGCGUCCAUGGCACCAACAGCCGGAGGGCAAUACCAUUGGGUCUGCAUGCUUGCGCCGAGAUCUAUUCGCAACUUUGUUAGCUAUUUGACAGGUUGGAUGACGAUCCUUGCUUGGCUUGGUACCAUCGCUACCGGUGCAUUCUUGUCCGCAUCCAUGAUUCAAGCGCUGUGCCUAAUCAACUGGCCCGACUAUGCCAACACCGCCGCCCCAUACCAGGUCACUCUCAUAACCUUUGCCGUUGUUCUUGUCUGUGUCUUCUUCAACACUGUCAUCGGUGGUAUUCUCCCCAAGGUCGAAGGUGCCUUCCUCAUCCUCCACAUUUUGGGUUUCUUUGCCGUCCUCAUCCCAUUGGUCUAUUACAGCCCCAAGGGAACGGCUUCGGAGUUAUUCAGCACCUAUCUUAACGAGGGCCAGUGGCCAACAUAUGGUCUGUCCUUUAUGGUCGGCACACUCGGCGCCGCAUUUUCCUUUGUCGGUGCUGACGCCGCCGUUCAUAUGUCGGAAGAGAUUGCCAAUGCUGCGGUGGAUGUUCCCCGUUCCAUCGUUUGCAGCAUCAUCAUCAACGGCUCCCUUGGUUUCGGCAUGCUCAUCGCUGUCAUUUUUUGUAUGGGCAACCCUAGUGAUGCGCUUGCCGCCCAAGCCACCAUUGGUUUUCCCUUCAUCGAGAUCUUCAUGCAAGCCACUGGCUCCGUUGGUGGUAGCACUGGCAUGUCUGCUAUCCUGGUUGCUCUUGCUUUCAGCACCACCAUUGGAUUCCUGGCUACCGCGUCUCGUAUGAUUUGGUCUUUUGCUCGUGAUAAAGGUUUGCCCUUUUCCGGUACUCUAAGCAAGCUUGGCUCUCGUUCUACAAUCCCAAUUGCUGCUGUCAUCGUUGCCAGUAUCAUCCCUUGCUUGCUUGCGCUCAUCAACAUUGGCUCUACCACUGUCUUCAAUGAUGUCACCUCGCUCGCGCUUGUUGGCUUCUACAGCACAUACUUCAUGUCCAUUAGUCUGCUCCUGUAUCGCCGUAUCACUGGCGCUAUCCGCAUGCCUGGUGCAGGAUCUCCCCCGUCGCCGGCAAUGUUGAACGCCGAGACAGGCGAGUAUGAGUUGACAUGGGGUCCGUGGCACGUGUCCGGCUGGCUGGGCAUCGUCAACAACAUUGUUGCGUGCGCAUACCUCAUUGUCAUUUGGCUGUUUGGAUUCUUCCCACCCGCUCUACCCGUGACUGCUGCCACCAUGAACUAUAGCAGCUUGGUCUUUGGUGGCACCGUCUUGUACAGCGUUGUGUACUACUUCGUUUGGGGCAAGAAGCAGUACAACGGUCCUAUUGUGGAAAUUGUGGCAUAGUGCUCUUUGACUGUUGUCUUGGAUUUGUAUUAAUUUCAGCAUGCUAAGCACAUCUCUUGCAUAGUUGGUUUUUUGAUUCACUCGUCUACGAUCAUAUACAUGGUAUAUACGAUAAUAAAAAGUCUGAGUAUAUG